Messenger RNA from Carya illinoinensis, 2447 nucleotides. Its product is annotated as protein phosphatase 2C 77. NCBI's taxonomy places the organism in Eukaryota, Viridiplantae, Streptophyta, Magnoliopsida, Fagales, Juglandaceae. Bases 751 to 2187 code for a protein of 478 amino acids. Gene Ontology annotation, molecular function: cation binding; protein serine/threonine phosphatase activity. Gene Ontology annotation, biological process: protein dephosphorylation. The record is from RefSeq and is a predicted model, not a curated record. The transcript is spliced from 4 exons.
UUUGCUUUACUAUUUCCACUCAGAUUCAUUGAAUAUGCAUGGCUUUGUACAACCAUGAAAAUAACUAAGCAGAAAGAAACUUAAAUGGAUUGCCUCAGAUCCAGGGAACCCAUUUAUUUGGACCUGUUUCUUAAUUGUGUUUGUUAGAUACUGAACAUGUUUUGCUUCAUAUUUUUCUGGGUUAGGUUCACUUUUUUCCUUAUGGGUCGGUUAAAGUGGUAGGAAAAAAGCUUUUAGUUCCCUUUGAGUGAUGGGGUUAGAUAGAGAAGUGUCCCGAGUUAGUGUAAGUUAUGACAGUAUCUGGAGGUAUCUAAUUAUAGUCUGUAGUUUCAGGAAAUAUAUUCUUUGAUUCUCACAUAAUGGGAGUAUGAAUCCUUUCACUGCUUCUUUCUUAGCUCCCUGAAAUUUGUUUGAACUUUUCACAAAGGUGUAGGUUAUAACUAUCACUGAUAAUGGUAAAUUCUGGUCAUUUUUCUUUUUUUGUUGAAAAGUGAUUCUUGCCGAUUAAAGCCAACCUAAAUAUCGCUGAAACCAUCAUUAUAUGUUUUUCUUGAGUGCGACCCACAUGAAAAGAGAACUAAAGUAGUUUGAGAAAAAGUAGUUUAUGUGAUUCUCGAGGGUUUGGAAAGUCAAGUUUAAUUGCUAAAAGGCUUUGCAAAAGGUGGGGAUAGGGACAAAAUAUCUAAGCCUGUUGCCGUUCCAUUUUGGCCAGGAAAAAGGAUCUGUAAUGAGUCGGCAGUAAAAACCCAUAUGGAAAUCAAUGGGCUCAAGCUUCUUGCAAACACAACCCCCAUGUUAUUAAAACCUGGAACUCCUUAUGGGUCAAUUUCAUGUGGAAAUGAAGAAAACAGGGGAGGAGACAGCAAUGACCGCAUGCGAUUCAGUGGUGAUCCAUUUGCUGUUAAUUCUAGCAAUAUUUGUGAUGAGGAACUCUUGGCAUUGGAGGUAACUUUUGAGAAAGGCUCACCAUCUAAUACUGACAAGUCCAAAUUGAAAGAAUCAGAUGUUGAGUUGGAGCAUGCACAAGAUCCUUUUGCAAUCGUGUUGGAUCUUUAUGGUAAGGAAAGUAAUGGAUCCGAUACAAAGUUCUUUGCUGCAGCACCUCAAAAGAAGACAUGUGGAACAAGUUGCCAAAAUAUUUUUGAACAGAAUUGUAUACCCCUUUGGGGCUUCACAACCAUAUGUGGGAGGAGGCCGGAGAUGGAAGAUGCCGUGUCGGUUGUACCCCAAUUUUUGCAAGUUUCUCCUCGAAUGCUGUCGGAUGACCAUGUUUCUGAUGGCAUGAAUGGUCAUUUCUGCAAUUCAACUGCCCAUUUCUUUGGCGUUUAUGAUGGGCAUGGUGGCUCUCAGGUUGCAAACUAUUGCCAUGAACGUCUCCAUUUGGCCUUGGUUGAGGAGAUAGAAAGUACAAAACGGAGCUUGUGUGAUGGAAGUAUUGGGAAUAGUUGGCAGGAUCUGUGGAAGAAAGCCAUAUUCAAUUGUUUUCUCAAAGUUGAUGCUGAGGUUGGGGGAGUUCAAGGGAAUAAUGGAAGCAACACUGAGGCCUCUGAGGCUACUUCAAAACCUAUUACCCCUGAAACUGUUGGUUCUACCGCCGUGGUUGCCAUUUUAUGUUCAACCCACCUGAUAGUUGCAAACUGUGGGGAUUCAAGGGCUGUCUUGUGUCGUGGAAAAGCUCCUAUUCCAUUGUCAGUAGAUCACAAACCAAAUAGAGAAGAUGAAUAUGCAAGGAUAGAAACUGCAGGAGGCAAGAUCAUACAAUGGUUUGGCUUCCGUGUUUUCAGUGUCCUUGCGACGUCCAGGUCCAUCGGUGAUAGAUACUUGAAACCGUGGAUUAUUCCAGAUCCAGAAGUGAUGCUAAUUCCUCGCAACAAGGAAGAUGAGUGCCUUAUUUUGGCUAGUGAUGGAUUAUGGGAUGUGAUGACAAAUGAGGAAGUCUGUGAUGUUGCGCGAAAGCGGAUCCUUGUGUGGCACAAGAAGCAUGGUAAUACCCUACCUGCAAAAAGUGGAAGAGAUGGCGCUGAUCUUGCAGCUCAAGCUGCAGCAGAGUGCCUCUCGAGGCUUGCUCUUAAAAAGGGAAGCAAAGACAACAUUACUGUGAUAGUAAUAGACUUGAAAGCUCAAAGGAAGUUUAAAAGGAAAACCCAACAAGCAGAACCUCACCCAUCAUCUACUACAAUUUUUUAGAUAUGUUAGUAUAUUGUAGAACAUAAUUCUAAUUGGUAGUAACAUGGUUCAGCCCUUCGAUUUUUGAACUAGGCUGCUAGUGAUACCAUGGGGUUUUGUAUGCUAAAAUCUGCAAUAUCUCUAGAUUUUCUACACACCUUCUGAGCUGGCUAGAUAAUCUGAUUUAUUGCCAUGCUGAUAUGGAUAUGCAUAUUGUAGUGCAACACCCGCUACUAUUCAAGCGGGGACUUGUAUUUAUACUUCCAUCCCUCUUGCAGAAA